AUGGGUAUCAGGAACAUUCCAAAGGCUUUACUAAAACCCUCUCAUCUUUUAUCAAGCCAACCCAUUAUUUUCAGCGCAGCAAAUACCCUAAAUUUCCCCACAUCACCCGCAUACGACGAAAUCCCUACAACUUUUCUCUCAAAUCCUUCACUGAAAUUGAAUCUCCUUCAAAACCCCACAAUUUACAACCUUCAAAGAUCAUAUUUUUGUUACAUUCCUCCGAGCCCAUCAAGGGUUUGUCAAAAUGCCGAAGAGGAACCAAACCCAGAUGAUGAUGAUUAUGCACCCACCCAAGAAGCUCAAAUAAUCUGCAAGAUCAUAUUGGAGACCGGAAACUCUAAAAAUCUCGAAUCUGCCUUGGAUUCUGCUAACGUAACCCAAUUUUUAUCUCCAAAGUUGGUUCUUGAAGUGUUGAAAAAGCUCAACAAUGCCGGAGUCUUCGCGCUGUCGUUUUUCCGGUGGGCCCAGAAGAAAAGCGGCUUCCAUCAAACCCCGGAUUGCUACAAUGCGCUCGUUGAGUCCUUGGGAAAAAUAAAACAGUUCAAAACCGUCUGGUCCUUGGUGAACGAGAUGAAAUCGAGAGGCAUUCUUGAAAAAGACACUUUUGCCCUCGUCUGCCGGAGGUACGCGAGGGCCAAGAAAGUCAAAGAGGCCAUAGAAGCCUUCGAAAAGAUGGAGAGCAAAUACGGGCUGAAGCCCAACCUGCACGACUACAACAGGCUACUCGACACCCUCAGUAAGUCCUUCCACGUAAAGCGGGCUCAAGAAGUGUUCGAUAAGUGGAAAAACCAUAAAUUCAAUCCCAACAUCAAUUCAUACACAAUACUACUCGAGGGAUGGGGGCGAGAAUGUAAUUUCCUCGAAUUAGACGAGGUCAGACGCAAUAUGAUCGAUGAUGGGUUCGGACCUGACGUUGUAAGCUACGGUAUUCUGAUCAAAGCCCACUGUCGGGCGAAAAAGUUCGACGAGGCUAUCCGAUUAUAUCAAGAAAUGGUGGAAAAAAAUAUUAACCCGACACCUCACAUAUACUGCACGUUGAUCAACGCCUUUGGACCCGAAAAGCGAUUAACCGAGGCUCUCAAGUUUUUCAAGCUCUGCAAAGAAAGCAACGAUUGUGUUAUCGAGGCCCCUACUUAUAACUCCUUGAUCGGUGCCUAUUGCUGGUCGGGAAAAUUUGACGAUGCCUACAAGCUUAUAAACGAGAUGAAAAAAUGUGGGGUGGGACCUAAUGCGCGAACGUACGGCAUAAUCCUUCACCACCUCGUAAAACUCAAGAAAACGAGAGAAGCUUAUGGGCUUUUCAAGAAAAUGUGUUGCGAGCCGGAUUCUAGCACGUAUGAGAUAAUGGCGAGGAUGUUUUGUAAUGAGAGACGAGUGGAUAUGGCAAUGGGUUUGUGGGGUGAGAUGAAGGCCCGGGGUUUACUUCCUAGGAUGCAUAUGUUUGCUGUUUUGAUCGAGGGAUUGUGUAGUGGGAAUAGAUUGGAUGAGGCGUUUGGGUGUUUUAUGGAGAUGUUGGAUAUGGGGAUAAGGCCUCCCGAUCGACUGUUUAAGGAGUUGAAGAAAUGUCUUGUUGAGGGAGGGAAAGAGGAAGUUGUGGUUGUGUUGACUCAUAGGAUGGAGAGAUUGAAAGGAAAUGUGGUUGUUGGUUGA
Molecule: messenger RNA, 1650 nt
Organism: Striga asiatica
Lineage: Eukaryota; Viridiplantae; Streptophyta; Magnoliopsida; Lamiales; Orobanchaceae
Source: the annotation of a GenBank genome assembly